Molecule: messenger RNA, 971 nt
Organism: Didymella exigua CBS 183.55
Lineage: Eukaryota; Fungi; Ascomycota; Dothideomycetes; Pleosporales; Didymellaceae
Exons: 2
Coding region: 71-646 (191 amino acids)
Biological process (GO): translation
Cellular component (GO): mitochondrial large ribosomal subunit
Molecular function (GO): structural constituent of ribosome
Source: RefSeq, a predicted model, not a curated record
CCAGCACCGCGCCGUCGAGCGUGACCGGCGCCCGCACCUCAAUUAAUCGCACGUCGACCCCCCCACCACCAUGGCGCUCGCUCGACCGCUGCCGCCGCUGUGGCAGACGCUGAUGCCGGCCCUGGGCGGCCUCAAUGGCCCCGUCCGCGCUGUCCGCCCCGUCCUGCUCCUGCCGUUCCUGCAGCGCCUCGCCCAGGCCACGCCGUUUGCCGCGCUCGCCAUACCGUCGCUGUCGCUGCCGUCGUUCCCGUCGCUGGGCGACAUCUGGGACGGCAUCCUCAAGGCCGUGCCCAAGAAGAAGACGUCGUACAUGAAGAAGCGCUCCCGCUUCCUGGCAGGCAAGGGCAUCGAGGACAUCACGUCGCUGAACAAGUGCUCGGCGUGCGGGCGGACAAAGCGCGCCCACAUUCUGUGCCCUUACUGCGUCGACGCCAUCAAGACCAACAUCUUCCGCCAGCUCAACUGGUCCAUCAGGCGGCCCACCGAGAAGCAGUCCAAGCAGCUGCGCCGCGAAACCCGCCAGUACGCCCAGAAGAACCGGUCGAUGGAGGCGGACCCUCGAGAGGAGCAGAAGGAGCAGAUCCUCAAGCACACCGGCUGGACGUUCAAGAAAUCCUACGUCAAGGAGAAGGAGUCCAAACGGUGAGACGCAGAGCAUGCGCUCCAACAGGAUAAAUGAAUUCGAGGGCACGUGUCUGGCUCGGGCGGAGGGAUCACAAGCUUACUGGAGGGAUCACAAGUUUACUGAACACCCAGCUCACUGAUCACCAAGCCUGCUGGGGACCACGAGACGGGUCGUGUACAAUAUAGACCAGAGAGUGUAUAAGACGGGACGGAUGAUACUGUAUCAUAGUCGGCGAGCAUACCACUGGCGCAUUUGAACUUCAAUCAACAGCCCACGGGGCCACAACAUCAGAAGGAGCUAGUCUGAACCUCAUUGCACACUUCAACAUUCAUCACCCUCUUCCGCC